Arabidopsis thaliana (thale cress) is the source of this 1533-nucleotide messenger RNA. It is a transcript of the gene EXL3, whose product is annotated as EXORDIUM like 3. The coding region runs from base 90 to 1103 and encodes 337 amino acids. The record is from RefSeq and is marked reviewed. Gene Ontology annotation, cellular component: apoplast; extracellular region. Lineage: Eukaryota; Viridiplantae; Streptophyta; Magnoliopsida; Brassicales; Brassicaceae. The transcript has a single exon.
CUUCAGACAAGUCGGUCCACUAAUUCAAAUUUUCUCCAUUCUCUCGUUCCAAUUAUUAUUUACUUUUUUCACCCAAUAAAAAAAAAACCAUGCAUUCACUUCCGGUGAAUCUCGUCCUCACCGUACUUACGGUGUUCCUAACAUCACCGGCGCAAGUUAUCGGAUACCGUCCAUAUCCACCAAAAACCAACGGCUCCGAUCAAAUCUUCGACGCUUCAAAAAAAUUCGAAGGCUCAUCGAAUCUCGUCCGCCUCCGUUACCACAUGGGUCCAGUCUUAACCAACAACAUCACCGUUCACCCAAUCUGGUACGGCACGUGGCAAAAAUCCCAGAAGAAAAUCAUCCGUGAGUUCAUUAACUCAAUCUCAGCCGUUGGAUCUAAACACCCUUCAGUCUCCGGUUGGUGGAAAACCGUACAGCUUUACACUGACCAAACUGGAUCUAACAUUACCGGUACGGUUCGUCUCGGUGAAGAGAAAAACGACCGGUUUUAUUCUCAUGGUAAAUCACUUACCCGGUUAUCGAUUCAAUCCGUGAUAAAAUCCGCCGUCACUUCUAGGUCUCGCCCGUUGCCGGUUAAUCCCAAAAGCGGUUUAUAUCUUCUCCUCACCGCCGAUGAUGUCUACGUGCAAGAUUUUUGCGGCCAGGUUUGUGGAUUUCACUAUUUCACGUUUCCGUCGAUUGUUGGAUUCACGUUACCGUACGCUUGGGUUGGAAACUCGGCGAAGCUUUGUCCCGGAGUUUGUGCUUAUCCGUUCGCCGUACCGGCGUUUAUACCGGGAUUAAAACCGGUUAAAUCGCCUAACGGAGAUGUUGGAGUAGAUGGGAUGAUAAGUGUGAUAGCUCACGAGAUUGCUGAGCUGGCGACGAAUCCGUUGGUUAAUGCUUGGUACGCAGGACCCGACCCGGUAGCUCCGGUUGAGAUAGCGGAUCUUUGUGAGGGUAUUUAUGGAACAGGAGGUGGUGGUUCGUACACAGGACAGAUGUUGAACGAUCAUAGUGGUGCCACGUAUAAUGUUAAUGGGAUCCGACGGCGGUAUUUGAUCCAGUGGUUAUGGAGCCACGUUGUUAGUUACUGUACCGGACCCAAUGCGCUUGAUUAGUGAAUGAAUGGUAUGGUUUGUGUUUAAAUUUGGGAAGGGUAAUUUUGUCUUUUGGAAUUUGAGCUCGACAUUGUGGAAUUAUUAUGAUCAAGAAUGGGUUUGUUGUGUCGAUGCAUAAUUAAAAUUAGUUAAUGAUAGUUAUGAGGAAAGUCACGUAUGUUGCUUAUCUUUCUUCUUCUUGUUAAAACAAAGCCAAUCUUAAUGCAUAAUAUAUCUUGGUUGUCAAAGAGUAUUGAUCGUAUUAUUUAAUUAGACUGAAUUUUGCACACGAGUUAUCUUAAUAAAAGACAAAAUUUAUCCUUUAAUUGUCUUUCGUUAAUCAUUUCAAAAUUCAGCUUUUGCCUAAUGAUUGCAAAUUUGCAAUUAUAAACAUUGAUUUGAUGCCAAUUAUUGAAUUUGAAUAGAGUUUUCAAAAUGUUUUUGAUAAAGA